Molecule: messenger RNA, 1461 nt
Organism: Mycosarcoma maydis (corn smut)
Lineage: Eukaryota; Fungi; Basidiomycota; Ustilaginomycetes; Ustilaginales
Exons: 1
Coding region: 1-1461 (486 amino acids)
Cellular component (GO): membrane
Source: RefSeq, a predicted model, not a curated record
AUGGCGAAUCUUGCAUCACACAUGACGCCCGAGAUGGAUGACGCACCUGCAUUCGUAUCCCAGCCCGCGCAGGCAGAAGAGGAAACAUUCGAAGAGAUCACCGGCCUCUCGACCAAAAUCUACCAUCACCUUGGUGUCGAUACGCCAUUCGACCCGCAACACCGCCUCGUCACAUCCUACAUCUUACCCGUGCCAGCACUCGCGAUAUUUCGCGUCAUCGUAGCCAUCUACAUGCUUGUCACUGCUUUGGGCACUGCGGUCGCCGAAGGCAUCGGUACGGUCACCUACUUCACCAGUCUCAGCUUUUGGGGUGACACGAGCUAUUUCGUCAUGUCGGCUGUCCACACGUGCUCCUUUUGGUAUGCACUUCAACGAUGGAAGAAGGCGAGCGUACAGCCGGGCAACGGUCGGAUCGAGAUGGUCGAAAAGGCCUAUCCGCUCAAUGGCGUCGGUCGGAUCGAGAUCGCACGCCACAAGGCGGGUAUCGAUGCAUUUGGCACGCAGCUUCACCAAGAUAUUGAAAGCGAGAUGGCCUACCAUAGAGGCUCUGAAUUCGAGAUCGGAUCGAGAUACCCUCGUUCUCUGCUCAGUCGCUCCUUUUCUCGUCCACUUCAGGUGUGCCACACUCUCCUCGUUUCGACCAUCUCGUCGUUCCCGCUGAUGGUCACAGUCAUUUUUUGGUCGGUGCUAAGCGGUCCCACCUCUCUCGCUGAUCCUUACUCUAUCUUUGCUAACAUCGGCAAGCACACGCUCAACUACGUGCUUACCAUGGUCGACCUCGUUAUCCUCUCGCGCACACCCUUGCGUCCCUGGUGGCACCUCGUAUUCCUCAUCAUCUUGCUCGCUCUUUAUCUCGGUAUUGUCAAAAUUACCUACGACCGCUUCCACGUCUGGGUGUACGGCUUUUUCAACGUGCAGCAAUUCGGCGUGCCGCUCGUGGUUAUGUUCAGCUUGCUGCUCGGUGUUUUCGUAGUAGCCUCGUUCUGCGUGAGCCAAGGGCUGAUCUUGCUUCGCGAGUUUGUCGCGGCUCGAGUGCAAAAGAGCGGUCAAUGGGGUAGCGCCAAAGCUGUUGGUGUGCCAGACGACGCUUGCAUCCCUACGAUGCGCGGUCCUGGACCACUGGGUGGCGGUGGAAGACGCACGAAAGCAGGUCACGAUGUGAUCCACCUCCGCGGUCGAUUCCCUUGCAACGCACUUACUGGCCGAAGAUCCAGCGGCAUCGUAGUCGACGAUAUCCACAUCCACGCGCUUUCAGCACUAGGCGGUUCAGAAUCCAACGUCGACGAAGCGACCAAGUCGGUUGCACUCGACCGCUUCCAGCCCCGCUCAAUCCGCUUUGCUGGCGACGUAGAUAACACCCACAUUUAUAGAUCCGCAAGCAUCACCGACGUGCCGAACCCAGACGCCGGCUCGAGCCAAGCCCAAUUCCUUCGCCCUGUCGCAUGGCAGCAUCCAGUUUAA